This is a messenger RNA of Agrilus planipennis (emerald ash borer), 826 nucleotides long. RefSeq names its product UPF0545 protein C22orf39 homolog. The record is from RefSeq and is a predicted model, not a curated record. Bases 313 to 753 code for a protein of 146 amino acids. The transcript is spliced from 3 exons. Lineage: Eukaryota; Metazoa; Arthropoda; Insecta; Coleoptera; Buprestidae.
AUAAUACAGAUAUUACAAAUAUAUGUAUACACAUAAUGAUAUAGGUAUAUUUUAGAUGCCUAUCAGUACCUAUUACAUAUCAUGAACCUAACAGUAUUUUUGCAUAGAUCUGUAUAAAACAUGGUAUUUUUUUUAAUUUUAUUAAUAAAUACCAUUUUAACGUAUAAAAUGAUUGAAUACGACAAAUUAAAUAAUUUGAUCUAAUAAAAUCGUUAGUUACAACCUUACUAACAAUAAGAUUAUAAGAUAUAAAGAAUGUUAUGUAACAAGUUUAUAGGUUAAUUUUGAUAUUUUGAAAAAUAACAGCUUUCGAUGCCGGAAAAUGAAAAAAAUAAUGAAACAAAUCUUGACAGGGAAUGGAUGAUAAGGGAUUGCGAUAUUUAUUCGGAUGAAUAUUCGGAUUGUACUAGUAUUAAAGCUCGUUUUCACCAGUAUUUUGUUUUCGGGACUACAUUGGAUUGUUCUCAAUGGAAACGAGAUUGCGAUAAUUGCUGGAAAUGGGUAAAAAAUAAGGACUAUAAAGCUGCAAAGGAAUUAAUUAAAAGUGAAUGUAAUAGGCAUUUGGAAAGAUUAAGAAAUCAUUAUGCUAAUGAUGUUUGGGAGAAACGUUCAUCUCCCCCAGAAGAUUGGGAAAAACCACUUCCAGAACAUAUGAUACAAGAAUAUGAACAUAGUUUUUUGCAUCUGAAAGCUAAAGAAAUGAGGGGAGACAUACCUUCAGAAUCUGUCUCAAAAUAUUGUAGCAUAAUGUAAAAAUGUACUGUUUAAAAUACUUUUCUAACAAUCAGAAAUGUCUUAUUUAUCAAUGUAUAAAUUGUAAUACCUG